Cordyceps fumosorosea ARSEF 2679 is the source of this 1635-nucleotide messenger RNA. Its product is annotated as dimethylaniline monooxygenase. Bases 1 to 1635 code for a protein of 544 amino acids. Gene Ontology annotation, molecular function: flavin adenine dinucleotide binding; NADP binding; N,N-dimethylaniline monooxygenase activity. Lineage: Eukaryota; Fungi; Ascomycota; Sordariomycetes; Hypocreales; Cordycipitaceae. The transcript has 5 exons. The record is from RefSeq and is a predicted model, not a curated record.
AUGAGAGUCGCAGUAAUUGGCGGUGGCCCUUCCGGCCUAGUUACAUUGAAGUACCUGUGCGAGGCACACCGGUUUCUCGAGUGCGAGCGCGUUGAGGCGGUGCUAUUCGAAUACCAGACGCAUGUAGGGGGCACGUUUUUCGCCCGAGCCUACGAAGACGCCGAGCUAGUUUCCUCCCGACAGCUUACUUCCUUCUCCGACUUCCGCUGCAACAUUGGAAAAGAUUUCCUCGCCGCACCCGAAUACGUGGAAUAUUUGCACAAAUACUGUGACCAUUUCAGUCUCUGGCCGCACAUCAAACUGAACGCAAAAGUGGUCUCUGUUACGCGUGGAGGCGGCCGCCGGCAUGUCAUCACGUACCAGAAGGAUGGACGCUUACUACAGUGGAGCUGCGACGCGGUCGCCGUGUGCUCUGGGCUGCAUGUAGAUCCCAAUAUUCCAGAAAUCAAAGGGUUAGAGAACAUACCACGCGCAAUCCAUUCCUCAAAGUUCAAGGAGCGCAAGCAGUUCGACGGCUGCAAGACUGUGAUGGUGGUAGGCUGCGGUGAAACUGGAGCAGAUGUGGCUUAUCUGGCCGCUACGCACCCGGACGUUGAUCGAGUUGUCCUGUGCCACAAGGACGGUUUCCAUUUCGCGCCAAAGCGCAAUUCCGGACCUGUCUUGCUGCCCAUCCUCGGCCGCAAGCCAGAUCCGGCGGAGCCCGGCAUUCCGAUCGAUGUGAGCCGAGCGAGCCUUUUCGACACAGCUUAUGUCCACCAAAUCCUACGACGCAACGACGAAAUACUAUGGACCUAUUAUCAUCUUUACAUCAAGAGCCUGCUAUGGUUGAGCUCGGGGACAACUGCUGGGAUGGACCAGUGGGUAGGCGAGAUCAGCCCAGAGCGCCACCAUCCCUCCAAAAUCUUUUUCAACAAGUCCAUGAAGAUUCCUGUGCCGGAUACAAAGGGACGAUGUGUUGAUCUGGCGCCAUGGCCAUGCCGAAUCCUGCCAUCAGGAGUCACCAAGUUUGUGGACAACGGGCGGCCGGAAUACCAAAGGCUACGAAACAGUCAGAUUCGUCCGGAUAUGGUAGUUCUCUGCACGGGUUAUAAACAGGGAUUCGUUUUUUUCGAUAGGCAAUGCGACCAACCAUAUCCAACUCCUGAAAAAGCAGACGUGCGGCAUAUUUGGAUGCGAACGGAGCCGUCUGUCAGCUUCAUUGGUUUCGUGCGCCCCUCUCUCGGGGCCAUACCACCUCUGGCGGAGAUGCAGGCCCAACUCUGGAUCACUCACUUAUUUGCCAAACACAAGCUUCCUCGGGCGCUGCGUCCCGAAGACGAGCCACAUUACCAGUUGCGCAGUGUGCCAGGAGCACGUAUCCGGUACGGCGUAGACCACGAAAGCUAUGUGUACCAGCUGGCCCUUGAUAUGGACGCUGCACCUGGUCUCGCAGACGUCAUGUGCUUGGGCUCGCUGAGGCUGCUUCUUAUCUGGACACUUGGUGCCAACUUCAACACCAAGUUUCGUCUCCGGGGCCCGUGGAAGUGGAAAGGCGGGUAUGCUUUGCUAAUUUCGGACGAGUUCUGGACCACAAUCUCGAGGCGUCCAGUCAUCUUCGGUGCGGUUCUUGGCAAGCUUGGCGUGUAUUCAGGCUAA